AUAAGUGUAUAGGUUAUGUCAAUAGUAAUACUUAGAAGCUUGUUGUUAGCCUGAGUUUUAUUUUAUUUUUCAACUGGUUUGUUUUUACUAGCCUUAUUCAAUGAGUUUACGGUUAAGCAAAUCUAUAGGCAAAUUUCAAAAUGCACGAUUAUGAUUUAUUUCAUGCUACCUAUUUUGUAUUAACUUGGACUUCAUCAGAAAGAUAACUUAGUGGAUCUGAAUAAGAAUGACUUGUUUCACUCACUUGCAACGUGUAAGGAUUCUAUACAAGACAAUUCUUCGCUUGCACAGAGGUUUACCAGAAGGCUUGAAGUUUCUAGGCGAUUCAUAUGCAAGAGACGAAUUUAAAAGACAUAAAACAUGUAACCCAGCUGAAGCAGCAGUAUUCAUGACUGAAUGGACGAACUACGCUAUCCAGCUUACCGAACAGUUGGGCUUGAAAGGUCCAAAAUUCUCAAAUACUCUUGGAGCUUGUAUGGAUGAGAAAUUACUGGAUAAAAUGAGAGAAGAUCAGAUAAUGCAGCUCUAUGAACUAAUGCAGGCUAGUACUGAGUUGAAGAGAUCAGAAACUGAAUAAAUCAGCCACUAUGUACGUUUGUAUAUAAUAAUAGGUAUUUUUAUUCUAGUCAAUGCCAAGUAAUGAUGUUAGUUUGUUGAUGUAUCUGUAACAGAAUGCUAAUUCUAUUAAACCAAACCUGGAGAAUCGCA
Nilaparvata lugens (brown planthopper) is the source of this 708-nucleotide messenger RNA. RefSeq names its product succinate dehydrogenase assembly factor 3, mitochondrial (gene Sdhaf3). Bases 227 to 577 code for a protein of 116 amino acids. The transcript has 3 exons. Lineage: Eukaryota; Metazoa; Arthropoda; Insecta; Hemiptera; Delphacidae. The record is from RefSeq and is a predicted model, not a curated record. Gene Ontology annotation, biological process: succinate metabolic process; mitochondrial respiratory chain complex II assembly. Gene Ontology annotation, cellular component: mitochondrion; mitochondrial intermembrane space.